Messenger RNA from Canis lupus familiaris (dog), 1195 nucleotides. RefSeq lists its product as uncharacterized. Bases 1 to 888 code for a protein of 295 amino acids. The transcript has 6 exons. The record is from RefSeq and is a predicted model, not a curated record. Lineage: Eukaryota; Metazoa; Chordata; Mammalia; Carnivora; Canidae.
AUGGACGAAGCAACACCUGUGACAGCACUUUGUGAACUAAAACUGAAAAAGAAAACCAUUUUGUCCAAGGCCGCAAGUUGCGGAAACCUGAAACUAACAGCAAAAGCGACCGCCUGGGGCGCUGAGCGGAGCCCCCGGCAGCAGCGCGGAGGCCGGGCGGGAGGGCGGAGGCCCGGCGAGGAGCUGCAGGGGCCACGGCCUGGGCCGCACACCGGGGCAGACGCGGCCCGGGGCGCCCGCAGGCAGCGUCCGGCCCGGCCCGGCCCGGCCCGCGGGCCGCCGUGGAGGCCGCGUCGCGCGAACUGCAGCGCCGCGCGGCGGCCCCCCGGCCCCGACCGCCUCCCCGGGGGCAGCGCCCCGGGGCGCCCCGCGUCCCCUCACCUGGAGAGCCGCGGGGCCCGCAGCAGUGGACGCAGGAACCGGCCACAGCGGAACCGACGGCGGCCGGAAGUGAGGAACGGGGACCGGAACCGGCUAACGAGCCGGAAGUUCAGUGAUGUAAAUAAUUCACGUUCCCGUUUUGGCCACGAUGGAAGGAAAGCAAAAAGCCAAGUUUCGUGUCUUCCCAACUUUUUAGACAAGACAAACGCUAUUGCUAUGCCUUUCCUGGUCCUUUGUCUAGAGAGAGCAGACUUUUGGGGGCAGUUUUUGUCUGAGCCUGCUGGCGUUUCUAGGUUGCUUGCAUUUCCAGCACCCAGUCUGAGAAAUAUGAAGCAAAAGGAAAACCCAGGGAACUCCCUGCCAUGUCUUUUGAGAAAAUGCACUCCCUUUUUGUCUACACCCAGAGUGGACCAUUCCAAUUGCCUCCUCUUUGGUAUGCUACUGAGAAUUUGGAGGUCUCCAGCCUCCUCUCCUUAUUUCCUUCUGCCUUUUCAGGUAAGGAUCUAAAGAUUGUUUUGCUAUUUCUCACUUCUGUGUUUUUUUGUCAUGCUCUCCCCUCUACCUGAAAUUCCCCCAUUCAUACAUAUACUUCAUCUAGCUUUUCCCUACUCUUUAAGAUUCAGCUAAGUGUCAUCUCCUCCAGAAAGCUGCCUAUGUUCAAUCAACUCCAAGUUAUGUGCCCCUUCUUAGGCUUCCAUAUCUUCUAAAUACUGAACUGCAUUGUCCUCAUGGUGUUCUAAUCUGUUCAUGACCAUGUCUUCCUCAGUUAUUAUGCACAAACCUAAGGUAGUCUUUUUUUUUUUUUAAGAUUUUA